AUGGGAAUAGACAAAUUCAAGCAACUGAACGGGGAGCUCAGGAACAGAGACUCACCAAUGUGGGACACAGUGACUCCGGACAUUGCCACAUGUUCCCUGGGGCUGAAACCUCGCCCUAUUCGGAAUCCCUGCCAGAGAACCAAGGAGCCCAACAAAAUGCCUGCUAUGCCCUGCUGCCCCUGUGACUCCACCACUGGGCUGGAGACUAGAACCCCAAUGGGGAUGAACCUUGGCCUCACAAGAGCUGUAAAUUGCUGUGUCUGCUGCCACAACUACGGCAUGCCUGACCAAACCGAGGACCAUGAGCACUUCUACCUCUUCCAAGCCUGCGAGUGUCACAAGUGUGACCUCUUGUCGGUCUUGCCUGCUGAGAGUGCCUUCGAGAUGGACCACGGGCCACACCUAAACAGGCAUCCGACUCGAGAUCUGAGGAGGAGUGGAAGCACACCUCCCAGACAUCGCAGCUUUGUCAAGAAGAUGGCCAUUCAAGGAAGUGUCCUCAGUUACUCCUUGCCUUUAGCUUCCCCAACUACAAAACGUCUUCAGGAUCAUCUACCAACCGUUGCUGGCAACGUGGAAUCUGACGGGGAGGGGUUUGAAAACAUCCAUAGUGGAAAGAGAGCUGAGACGGAGGAUGAGGUGGAGUUGGGCACAGUGAGGGGGAAAGGAUCUCGAGAUCUCCCAGGGGAGUAUGCGGAUGAACCAAGCCCCAAACUCUUUGUCUCUGUCCUGGACUCCAGCACCCUUGAAGAAGCAACUGACAAUUUCUCCUUCCGGGACUUCCCACAGGCCCCCUGCCCUGAGGGGCUCGUUGCCGCAGCUUCUGGCCAGGCCUCGGUUUCUCCCUCCUCAGAGUGGCGGCGGAAGCUGGAGGCGGCCGAGGCUCUGCUGAUUCUGAGAGCAUCUCCUCAGGCCCCCUCAGGCUCCAUCUCCCAGCUCCAGCCUUGAGUUGCACCAGCUCCUGCUGGAGUUAGAGGGCUCCGGCCUUCUAGCCCCUCUCUCCGACCCAGGCCGGCCAGUUCUGUUUCUCUGCCUAUUGGACGGACAUCUGGGACACAUCUCCUUCUUGAGCUAGAAGCCCAGAGGAGGAGGCGUCUUUAG
Messenger RNA from Molossus molossus (Pallas's mastiff bat), 1101 nucleotides. Its product is annotated as doublesex- and mab-3-related transcription factor C2-like. Lineage: Eukaryota; Metazoa; Chordata; Mammalia; Chiroptera; Molossidae. Gene Ontology annotation, molecular function: sequence-specific DNA binding. Gene Ontology annotation, biological process: regulation of DNA-templated transcription. The transcript is spliced from 7 exons. The record is from RefSeq and is a predicted model, not a curated record.